Molecule: messenger RNA, 893 nt
Organism: Closterium sp. Naga37s-1
Lineage: Eukaryota; Viridiplantae; Streptophyta; Zygnematophyceae; Desmidiales; Closteriaceae
Source: the annotation of a GenBank genome assembly
GCAGUGAGGGCGUGGGCGUGGGCGUCUGGCAGCUGCUUAAAGACCCUGCAUGGGCAGCAUACGUGGAGAACAAGCAGCUGCCGUACCCGUACUGGCUGGCGGAGAGGAAGGGGCGUGCAGCAUGGGCGAGGAAGUAUGAAGCGGUGGUGAGGCGUGUUGAGCACGGGGAUCGGUGGAGGGUGCAGCUGAGCACGGCUCAAGGCGUGUUGCAGCGCGUGUCCGCGUGGGCCACGUUUGUUACUCCAGGUGUGAUGCCGCUGGGUACUGUGCUCAUGCGCUGGAUCGCCACAUCGCCCCCCCGCCCGCGCACCCUACGCGUGUACGAGGCACACUUGGGCAGCAGCGGGGGGAAGGCGGGGAGAGCGCGCAGUGCAGGCGAGGAGGAGAGGGGCGUGUUGAGAGGGGAGGGGGAGGGGGAGGAGGGCAGGGUGGAAGGAGGCGAGGGGGAGCGGGUGGAGUGGCGUGGAGGUAGUCGGGAGGUGACGAGCUUCGAUGAGUUCACUGAUGCGGUGCUGCCGCGCAUCAAGGCGGCGGGGUACAAUGUGGUGCUGCUGCUUGCCAUCAUGGAACACCCCGACUAUGCCUCGCUGGGCCUCAAGGUGUCGAGUCCCUUUGCAGUGAGCAGUCGCUUUGGCUCCCCGGAUGCUUUCAAACGACUCGUCGACACCGCACAUGGUCAGAAAGCGGUGGGGAUGCGCGUGUUGAGACAACCACAUGCGCCCCACCAGGUGAAUGGACUCGUACGCUUAACAACACCCCCUCGCUCCUCCUCACCCUUCCGCCCCCGCCCGCAUUCUCCACACCCCCCUUCCUCACGCGCACGCUCUACCAGACAUGGGGCUGCUGGUGAUGAUGAGCGUGGUGCACUCACAGGGUGGUGUGGGUGUGCUUAA